Molecule: messenger RNA, 2387 nt
Organism: Leptomonas pyrrhocoris
Lineage: Eukaryota; Euglenozoa; Kinetoplastea; Trypanosomatida; Trypanosomatidae
Exons: 1
Coding region: 606-2387 (593 amino acids)
Cellular component (GO): membrane
Source: RefSeq, a predicted model, not a curated record
GCACAGCUUUCUGCGUACGUCUGACACCAGCGCCUCUCCUCUCCCUUUCUUAUUUUUCUACUAUCUCAGCGGUGAGGUGUUCUCCGCGAAUUAGAGGGGUUCCAUUGAGAACGGAAACUAAUCUCUGCCCUCUUUCUUUCUUUGCCGAAUCUUGUCGUGAGCGCGUUUGUUGACGUGUGCGUAGUUGUUUUCUCGCCCCCCUUCGUCGUGGACUUCUAGUUCUUGUUCUUGUUGCCGCCUCCAGACUCUAAAUUCUGUUUUGCCAACAGCUGCUCUUUCUUUCGUCUGCUCUUCUCGCUGAUUUAUUUAGUGUUCUCUUUCUUUGUGGCGCGUUCGCUGCUCCGUACGCUUCUGAUACGCACACGUCCUACUUGCGAAGCCCUUCUUGUGUUUUUCCGCUUCUGCAUUUCACCAACUCUCUACAUUUGUUUACCAUUUGUCUGGACGAGAGCGCCAGCGUCUCUGGUUUUGUUGUUGCUGUGGAGCAAGGGUUAGGCGCAGAAACGACAGAAGCACUCGAAGCCAAGUAGGAAGCACUCUUUUAAGCUCUAAACAGAGUUUUGGUUUCUCAUCUGCACGCACCUCUAAACACUUGACGGUAAUCAAUGACCGCAGUUUACAUUGUGUGGACGGUGAUCUUCUCCGUUCUGGCCCUCGUGGCCAGUGUAGCGGCCUACCGCUACUACACAAAGGAGUCCAUCAAGUACAUUCCUCUCAUGUGUGCCAUCUGGCACGUAAUUUCCGUGUACAUGUGUGUCUUACCUUUUCCGCUGCUCGUGCUGGACGUGGACGCAUCCCUCACAGCACAAACGCGGCCGGGCGACGCGCAGGGCUGGAUGCGCUACUUCUGGAUCACCAUCUUCGCCGCCACAUACUUCUGCGCCUGGGUUUCGCUCCCUGUUUGCCAGAUGUACACGGAAGUCGGCGAGUUCAGCGUGAAGGGGCGCAUCAUGCACUCGAUCAAGCUGAACCUGAUCCUAUACGCCAUCAUCAUCGUGGUGAUCGUUGCCGCCCUCGUGUACUUUGUUAUCAUCACCAACUCGUACCACUCCGUGGCCAACGUGUUGAAGGUGGUCAUCUCCUUGGCCAAUGCGUGGGGUCUCCUAAUUCUCACCCUCUUUAUGCCGGCCGGCCUGGUCGGGGUGCCACGCAUGCUCUACCGCUACGCCGACGCCAAGCGCUUGCUGCGGCGACGCCUCUAUGAGGCCACCGACAUCCAAGAGGACCUGGACCUGGCCGCGAUGGACCUCGCUGCGAUCAAGUCAGAGCUGAUCAGCAUUGACCCGCAGGUCUCCGACGAGAACCGGCCGCACCUGACCUCCAUGCUGGAGCUGAUCUCAAAUGCCGAUCGCGAGGUGCCGAUGUACCACAUCGCGGCGCAGCGUGUCAAGGCCUCGCCGUCGAACGACAACGGCGACGUGUCGCUCGAGCACUUGGUGGAGCUGAACGCCCGCCUGAAGAAGGCGAUUAAGGUGGUGAACCGCACGAAUUACCGCUGGACGUCGACCGUGCGUAAGUGCGACUCGCUCGAUCAGAUUGUGCGUGGUGUGAAGAGCACGAACAACCGUCUCAAGAAGCUGUGGUUCCCAAUUCGCGCGUACGUGUACUACACUGGCUGUGUUGUCUGCUCCGUCCUGACCCUCUUCAUCCUGUGGAGUGAACUGACGAUGCCGCUGCGUGACUGGGUCGGUCACCCACUCGGCGUGAUUGAGCUCAUCAUGAAGAGCUCCGUCCACCUGCCGGGGUCGAUCAUCUUUCUCUUCUACAUGGCUUACUGCGCCUACUGGGCUGCCUUCCAGUUCAAGGUGUUCGACGUCUACGUGAUCUACCCCAGCAUCGCCGACAACGCCUCCCUCUGCUUCAACGAAACCUUCCUCGUGCGUCUGCUCAUGCCGCUGUGCUACAACUUUCUGCUCAUUUCGGGUUUGUCUUCCACGGCGAGCGAGACGCGUGUGGACGUCGCGUACGGGCAUGUGUACCGCAGCAACAUGGACAUAGGUCUUCUCUUCGGCUCCUACGUAAACAAGCUGCUCCCGCUCAUGAUUCCGUUCAUCGCCAUCAUCGUCUUCUUCCAACUCACGCAGCAGGUGCUGGCGUUGGUCGGGAUGGAGAUUCACAACCCGAACAACACGGAGAGUCCGGCGGUGCGGCAGCGCAUCAUUGACGGGCGGAAGCUUGUAGAGGCGGAGCUAGGCUAUCAGCUGUCGUCGCCGUUCUUGCCCGGCGAUGUCGGUGCGGAAAGUGAGCCGAGCAGCGUCCGGAGCAGCGCCGCUCGCCCGCGCGAGGACGCCGUGGACGAGCCGGAGUCUACGCGUGGGCAGCGCUACCGCGAAUACUUGAACAAGAAGCGUGAAGGGGAAGCUGCCGUGAACAGCACAAGCGUCUAA